This is a messenger RNA of Catharus ustulatus (Swainson's thrush), 1945 nucleotides long. Its product is annotated as zinc finger protein 2-like. The record is from RefSeq and is a predicted model, not a curated record. The transcript has 5 exons. Gene Ontology annotation, molecular function: RNA polymerase II cis-regulatory region sequence-specific DNA binding; DNA-binding transcription factor activity. The coding region runs from base 59 to 1816 and encodes 585 amino acids. Lineage: Eukaryota; Metazoa; Chordata; Aves; Passeriformes; Turdidae. Gene Ontology annotation, biological process: regulation of transcription by RNA polymerase II.
UGACGUCAUCGCGCGGCCGGAAACGGCCCCGGGGGCGGCGGCGGCGCUGGGUGUGACCAUGGCGGAGCUGCAGCGCCCGCCCUUUGCCCAGAGCAUCCCUCACCUGUCCGAGGAGGAGGAGGAGGAGGAGGGGACAGGUGAGGAAGGAACAGGUGAACAGCCAGGUGAGGAGGAGGAGGAGGAGGAGGAAGAGACAGGUGAGGAGGAUCCAGGUGAGGAAAAUCCAGGUGAGGAUGAAGAUGCAGGGGAGGAAAAUCCAGGUGAGGAGGAAGAUCCAGGUGAGGAUGAAGAUGAAGAUGCAGGUGAGGAAGUUCCAGGUGAGGAUGAAGAUGAAAAUCCAGGUGAAGAAGAUCCAGGUGAGGAUGAAGAUGAAGAGCCAGGUGAGGAAGUUCCAGGUGAUGAAGAUGCAGGUGAGGAAGAGCCAGGUGAAGAAGACCCAGGUGAAGAUGAAGAACCAGGUGAGGAUGAAGAUGAAGAACCAGGUGAAGAUGAAGAACCAGGUGAGGAUGAAGAUCCAGGUGAGGAAGAUGAAGAUCCAGGUGAGGAAGAAGAUGAAGACCCAGGUGAUGAAGAGCAGCAGGACCCACCAGCCGAACCCUCCACCUCCCGCCCUCCCCCACCUGCCCCGCGCCGGCCCCGCCUUUACCUGCGGCCCCGCCCGCCCCCGGACCAACCCGGCCCCUCCCAUUCACACCUGUGGGACCCCCACCCCUCCCCUGAGCCAGGUGAGCCCGGCGCCAUCGUCCAGCUCAUCGACGAGCGCGGCGUUUACUCCACCGCCAAACUGGUGCUGGGCGGGCGCGCGGGCGAGCCAGGUGAGCGCGACCCCGCCCCGGCCACGCCCACCCAGCCACACCUGGAGAUCCGCCAGGUGAUCGUGGCCGACAAACCCUUCCAGUGCCCCGUGUGCCACAAGGGCUUCAAGCGCGCCUGGGAGCUGCUGAGCCACGAGGUGGUGCACACCGAGGCGCGGCCCUACACCUGCCACCUGUGCCAGGCCACCUUCAAGCGCCACUCGGACUUCAAGAGCCACGCCCUGGUGCACACGGAGGAGCGGCCGCACAGGUGCGAGCUCUGCGGGAAGCGCUUCAAGCGCUCCUCCAACCUGCAGGAGCACCGGCGCAUCCACAGCGGCGAGCGCCCUUUUACCUGCCCCAGGUGCGCCAAAGGUUUUAAAACCCCCUACGAGCGCCAGCGCCACGCCCUGACCCACCUGGCGGCCGAGAAACCCUUCAGGUGCGGCGAGUGCGGCAAGGAUUUCCCGGCGGCCAACGCGCUGCUGCUGCACCGGCGGCAGCGCUGCCAGGACAAGCCGCACACCUGCGGCGUCUGCGGGAAGCGCUUCACCUAUGGCCACUCCCUCAAGGUGCACGAGCGCGUGCACACCGGCGACCGCCCCUUCAGGUGCGCGCUCUGCGGGAAGGCGUUCAAGCAGAGCAACGCGCUGGCCUCGCACGAGAGGGUGCACACAGGUGAGCGCCCCUUCGCGUGCCGCACCUGCGGGAAAGCCUUCAAGCAGUCGUCCUACCUGGCCAUCCACCAGCGGGCGCACACGGGCGAGCGGCCGUACCGGUGCGAGGCGUGCGGCAAGGCCUUCGCCCGGCCCUCGCUGCUGCUGCAGCACCGGCGCGUGCACAGCCAGGUGAGGCCGCACCAGUGCAGCCACUGCCACAAGUUCUUCAAGGACCUGGCGUACCUGGCCGUGCACGAGAAGGUGCACACCGGGGAGACGCCCUACAAGUGCGGGGUGUGCGCCAAGGGGUUCGCGCACCCCUCCAACCUGCUGCAGCACCAGCGCGUGCACCGCGACACCUGAGCUCACCUGGGCAGGUGUGGGGGCAGAAAAGGUGGAGCAGCCCCGUGGAUGGAGCCCCAGGUGGAAGGACUCGGUACCUGUGAGCCCAGACAGGUGUGGACCCCAAAAAUGUGUUUUGGAACUCAAAAA